AUGCGGAAGAUGACGACGAUACGUACCUCUUCCGCUACUACUAGAGUUGUGGGAGGACUGAAAGUCUUGCCCGGACUUCAGCGGCUGGUAGGACUGCGAUUUCCUCCGAGCUUAUCUAGGGAUUGUCGUCAAUUUCUAAUUUCUAAAUGCGAGAAAUCCUCUCCCUCUCCCUCUCCUAUAUAUAUCUGCUCCAGCUCCAGGCUUUCUCUUCUUCCACCAACACCUCUUUCGUAUCGCCUCCGCUCAAUCCACGGUCGAUACAACUGUCAUUCCUCAAUGGCUCCGGCAACCGCAGUUUUGCCGCCGGUGGCGAAGAAAGUCGAGCAUGUGAUGGAGAUGUUCGGUGAUGUUAGGGUGGACAAUUACUACUGGCUGCGCGACGAUUCUCGCUCAAAUCCCGACGUCCUAGCCCACCUGGAACAAGAGAAUGCUUAUACCAACUCCGUCAUGGCUGAUACCAAGUCAUUUGAAGAAGGGUUGUAUGGAGAGAUGAGGGGAAGAAUUAAGGAGGACGAUGAGUCGGUGCCAACUAGAAGAGGGGGAUUCUACUAUUACGACAGGACAUUGAAGGGGAAGGAGUAUGUUCAGCACUGCCGGCGAUCCGUUGUCACCGCUGACCAUACCGUCCACGACGUCAUGCCUUCUGGCCCUGAAGCUCCACCGGAGCAUGUUCUCUUGGAUGAGAACAUCAAGGCUCAGCAGCAUCAAUUCUACAGCAUUGGUGCUUUCAAGGUCAGCCCCAACCAGAAGCUGGUGGCUUAUGCCGAAGACACCAAGGGGAAUGAAGUUUACACUGUUCACGUCAUCGAUGCCGAAACUCUUGCUCCUGUUGGGAAACCUAUCACGAACUUGACUUGCUAUCUGCAGUGGGCAGGUGAUGAUGCAUUAGUUUAUGUUACCAUGGAUGAAACCCUUCGCCCGGACAAGGCUUGGCUUCAUAAGUUGGGAACCGAUCAAUCAACUGACUCCUGUCUUUAUCAUGAGAAAGAUGAUAUGUUCUCACUCAAUCUGGAACUAUCAGAGAGCCAGAAGUAUGUGUUCAUUUCAUCUGAUAGCAAAACUACAGGAUUUGUCUUCUAUGUUGAUGUUUCCAGACCAGAAGAUGGUGCCAAGGUUUUGACCCCUCGUGUGACUGGCAUUGAGGCAUCGUCAGUAAGUCAUCGUGGGAACCAUUUCUUCUUCAUGCGAAGAAGUGACGAAAUUUUCAACUCAGAAUUGCUUGCUUGCCCAGUAGAUGACGUUUCCUCAACUUCGGUUCUCAUUCCUCACCGUGACAGCAUAAAGAUUCGGGAUAUGCGACUAUUUGCUGAUCACCUCGCUGUAUAUGAGCGUGAAAAUGGUCUGCCAAAAAUAACAAUUUUUCAACUUCCGCCAGUAGAUGAUCCACUUACAAGUCUUAAAGAUGGUCGUUCCGUUGACUUUGCCGACCCUGUAUACGAUGCCUCUCUUAAAGGAUCACCUUAUGAAUCCAGCAUCUUGAGGUUUUCUUAUAGUUCAUUAAGGACACCCACCUCAGUGUAUGAUUAUGACAUGAACACAGGCAUCUCUGUUCUGAAGAAGGUUGAAACAGUAUUGGGAGGUUUUGAUUCAUCCAAUUAUGUGACUGAAAGAAAAUGGGCUACUGCUUUAGAUGGCACUCAGAUUCCUAUGUCAAUUGUCUACCACAAGGGUCUUGUAAACCUUGAUGGGUCUGACCCAUUACUGCUUUAUGGCUAUGGGUCGUAUGAGGUCUGCAUAGAUGCCUUGUUUAAAGCUUCAAGGCUUGCUUUACUAGAUCGUGGUUUCGUCUUUGCAAUUGCUCACAUUCGCGGGGGUGGUGAAAUGGGGAGGCAGUGGUAUGAGAAUGGGAAGUUCUUUAAGAAGAAAAAUACUUUCUCAGAUUUUAUUGAUUGCGCAGAGUACUUGAUACAGAAUAAGUACUGUUCAAAGAACAAGUUGUGCAUUGAAGGUAGAAGUGCUGGUGGGUUGCUUAUCGGUUCAGUUCUCAACAUGAGGCCUGAUUUGUUCAAUGCAGCUGUUGCUGGAGUUCCUUUUGUUGAUGUUGUAACCACAAUGCUUGAUCCAACUAUUCCUCUGACAACUGCAGAGUGGGAGGAAUGGGGAGAUCCUCGGAAGGAGGAAUUCUACCAUUACAUGAAGUCAUACUCCCCUGUGGACAAUGUUGCUGCACAAAACUAUCCACACAUUCUUAUUACCGCUGGUUUAAAUGAUCCACGUGUUCUUUAUUCUGAGCCUGCAAAGUAUGUGGCUAAACUGAGGGAGAUGAAAACUGAUGAUAACAUGCUGCUGUUUAGAUGCGAAUUUAGUGCUGGGCAUAGAGCGAAAUCUGGAAGAUUUCAGAAGCUGCGGGAAGACGCAUUUAUAUACACUUUCAUCUUGAAGGCUCUAAACAUGAUUCCACCCUCUCAUAUCAGCCAGUGA
Messenger RNA from Linum trigynum, 2421 nucleotides. Lineage: Eukaryota; Viridiplantae; Streptophyta; Magnoliopsida; Malpighiales; Linaceae. The record is from the annotation of a GenBank genome assembly.